AUGAUGAAAAACGAGAAGCAUAUAACCCACAGAGUAAAGUUCACAUGUUUUGGCAUCUUGGUGAUGAUGAUGAGCGUAUUGCUCAUGAUGACAGGAACAGGUCAUCAUCAUCAUGGAUUGGCACUUGCACAAUCGCCAUCCACAGCAUCCUUCAAUACGAUACGAUCCUUUAUGAGAAGAAUGAGAGAUCCUGCAGCCUAUUCGUCAUCAUCACGAACAUCGGGCAAGAUCAGAUCAUCAUCCUCUUCUCUUCCUCCAUAUAUCACAAAAUUCUUCCAACAAAAAUUGGAUCAUUUUGAUUUUACAAAUGAUAAAACCUUUCCUCAACGUUAUUUAGUAUGUGAUCAAUUUGUUGGAAGUGGAGGAAUCAAGCCAAAUACUCCCGUUUUUCUCUAUACUGGAAAUGAAGGAGAUAUUGUGAAUUUCUAUGAAAAUACUGGACUCAUAUUUGAUAUUGCACCACAAUUUAAAGCAUUAAUUAUAUUUAUUGAGCACCGUUAUUAUGGUGUCAGUAAUCCAUUUGGACCUGUCGACUCGUUUAAACCGGAUAAAAUUAAAUGGUUGACCAGCGAGCAAGCACUUGCUGAUUAUGCCUAUUUCAUUACUGAAACAUUUGGAUUGGAUGAAAAGAGAACCACUCCUGUCAUUGCAUUUGGUGGCUCUUAUGGUGGAAUGUUAUCUGCUUGGAUUCGAUUCAAAUAUCCACACAUUGUUGAUGGUGCCAUUGCAGCAAGUGCUCCAAUUUUCCAAUUCACUGGUUUAACUCCUCCUUAUGUUUACAACCAAAUCUGUACUCAAGAUUUCAACAAGGCCAGUAAUUUAGCAGUUUAUCGUGAGACUUGUGACUCGGUGAUCAGGACAGCAUUUUAUGCUUUGCAAAAGAUUUCUCAAGAUAACACUCCAACCAUGUUACAAAAGCUUACAAUGCAAUUUAAAGUCUGUUCACCAGGUAUUAGAACUUCCAAUGAUGUGAACCAAUUGAUUGGAUGGCUCAAUCAAGCAUAUCAAACCCUUCCUAUGGUGGAUUAUCCUUAUCCUAAUAGCUUUUUACAACCAUUGCCUGGUUUUCCAAUCAAUGAAAUUUGUAAUCGUAUUGCCACAUUGAUGAGUAAGGAAGCUGUCAUCACAACUGAUAGUUAUCUUAAAGCAAUUCUUGAAGGUGCAUCUGUUUACUACAAUUAUUCUGGAAGUGCUGGACAAUGUAAUAAUUUAACUCAACCAGAUAGCCCAUCACUUGGAGAUGAUGCAUGGGAAUACCAAACUUGUACUGAAAUGGUCAUGCCCAUAGGUCAAUAUCCUGCCACUGACAUGUUCAUCUCUUCACCAUGGAAUCUCGAUGCAUUUAUUGCCUAUUGUCAACAAAAGUGGAAAACAACUCCAAGAACUAAUUGGGUGAUUACAAAUUAUGGUGGAAAAAGAGCAGUCCUGGAUGCUACAAAUAUUGUCUUUUCCAAUGGUGAUUUGGAUCCAUGGCAUGGAGGAGGUGUCUUGGCACCAACCAAAACAAAUAGCAAAGUUAACUUAGUUUACAUUGAACAAGGAGCUCACCAUUUGGAUUUAAGAAGUUCCAAUCCUUUGGAUCCUCAAAGUGUCAAGAUUGCCAGAGCCUUAGAAGUCAAGGAAAUUGCCACAUGGCUCAAUGAAUUUGCAGUAAAGAAAGGUUACGACAUUAAGUAUUAA
This is a messenger RNA of Naegleria fowleri, 1680 nucleotides long. RefSeq lists its product as uncharacterized. The record is from RefSeq and is a predicted model, not a curated record. Gene Ontology annotation, biological process: proteolysis. Bases 1 to 1680 code for a protein of 559 amino acids. Gene Ontology annotation, molecular function: serine-type exopeptidase activity; dipeptidyl-peptidase activity. Lineage: Eukaryota; Heterolobosea; Eutetramitea; Acrasida; Naegleriidae. The transcript has 3 exons.